GAGGCUGAGGCAGGAGAAUUGCUUGAACCCGGGAGGCAGAAGUUGCAGUGAGCCGAGAUUGUGCCACUGCACUCCAGCCUGGCGCCUGGCGACAAAGUGAGACUCUGUCUCAAAAAAAAAAAAAAAAAAAUUUGAAGAUCACCCCAUUCCACAGUAUGAGGUGAACCCAUGGACCACAGAGAUUUUAUAUCACCUUUUGGAACACAACACAGUCCGGGACAGGGAUGUCUAUCUGAUAAUAGAGGACUAGAAGCAGAAAGCAAGUGAAUACGAGUCAGAAGUAUCUUCAAGAUCUUCUCAUGGAGAGUGUGAAGUUUUCCCCUGCCAGUCUAGCACUGGUUCCCGGUAUAUGAAUGCUUUGGUUGACAGUGUGGUGGCCCUUGAAACAAAGGAGACCCCACUAGCUAGUUUUAUCUCUGCAGUGAAUGAUUGGACCUCUGAUGUCUUUUAUACCAAAUCCAAAAGUGAAGAAAUCAAGAUUGAACUGGAAAAACUUGAAAAAAAUCUAAUUGCAACUUUAGCAUUAGAAAAAUGUCUACAAGAGGAUUUCAAGAAAGCUGAGUUGCUUCUUUCUACAGAAAGGGCCAAAGGUGAUAAUCAUCAUCAGAAUAUGGACUUUCUAAAAGCAAAGUCAGAGGAAUUCAGAUUUGGAAUCAAAGCUGCAGAGGAGCAACUUUCAGCCAGAGGCAUAGAUGCUUCUCUGUCUCAUCAGUCCCUAGUAGCAUUGUCAGAGAAACUGGCAAAAUUAUAAUAGACUAUACCUUUGAAGAAAAAAUUGAAGUCCUUUUUAGACUUAAUACCUAAUCCAUCUCUUGCUCAAGAGAAAAUUGAAGAAGCGAAUCAAGAAUUAGAUAGAAUUGAAACUGAACUUAGAAGGAGAG
This is a messenger RNA of Callithrix jacchus (white-tufted-ear marmoset), 881 nucleotides long. The record is from RefSeq and is a predicted model, not a curated record. Lineage: Eukaryota; Metazoa; Chordata; Mammalia; Primates; Cebidae.